This is a messenger RNA of Engraulis encrasicolus (European anchovy), 850 nucleotides long. It is a transcript of the gene pfdn6, whose product is annotated as prefoldin subunit 6. Gene Ontology annotation, molecular function: protein-folding chaperone binding. The coding region runs from base 134 to 514 and encodes 126 amino acids. Gene Ontology annotation, biological process: chaperone-mediated protein complex assembly; protein folding. The transcript has 4 exons. Lineage: Eukaryota; Metazoa; Chordata; Actinopteri; Clupeiformes; Engraulidae. The record is from RefSeq and is a predicted model, not a curated record. Gene Ontology annotation, cellular component: prefoldin complex; cytoplasm.
AGGUGCGGCUGCCUGACGUCAUUUCCAGUGCGACGAGAAUAGUUUAGCAAUCUGAAAGCGUCUCAUUCGAAGCGGAUUAAUUGCAUGUUUCUUGUGUAGACAGACAUUAUAUUUACUUAAAAUUGGACUAAACAUGGCUGAAGCCAUCCAGAAGAAGUUGCAAUCAGAGCUGGAAAAAUACCAGGCGAUACAAAAAGAUUUGAGCAAAAGCAUGUCAGCCAGACAAAAGCUUGAAGCUCAACUUACUGAAAAUAACAUUGUGAAAGAGGAAUUGGAUUUAUUAGAUGCUCAGAAUAUUGUUUACAAACUCAUCGGGCCAGUUUUGGUGAAGCAGGAUCCUGACGAAGCCAAAGCAACAGUGGCCAAAAGAUUGGAGUAUAUCAACGGAGAAAUCCAGCGGCACGAGAACCUGCUGAAGGAUCUGGAGAAGAAGUCGGAGCAGCACCGCGAGGUCCUCACCAGCCUCCAGCAGGAGUACCAGCGGGCACAGGGCCUCGCCGUGGGCAAGGCCUGAUCCGGCACAGACACCCACAGUCACCGUCACCGCCGUGACCUCUGACCUUUGAACCCGGCGACCCUGACGACCUUGUGCAAUGGCGGAAAAACACCCGAAGGAACGAAGCAGAGACUUGAGUUUGUCCGAUGACCUUGCUUGCUCUCCAGUGGGGCCACGUCUCAGAGACUCACUGGACCGACUCACUAGACAUGCUGACAGAUGUGCACACAAGACAUUCACCACCAACAACCCACCACUCACAAGUCACUGCAAACUGAAUAGAUUGUCUGAGAAGGAUCAUUUGUUCAUUUCCGUGGUCUUAAAUAAAUAAAUGAUUUGUUUUUGUUAUAUUUA